AUGGAAAGCAGCAGCGGGAAGAUGGAAAAGUGGCAAAAGAUGGAGAAAGAGAACAAAGAAGUGGGGCAGAAGGGCAGGCACGAGGGGGGCAGGGCGCUAAAAGCCGGUGGAUAUUUGCAUCAGCAAUGGAAAAAACACGCGAGCGAAAUCAGCGUGAAGAUGGAAAAGGCGAAGAUGGAAAAGUGGUUCAAGAUGGACAAAGAAAAGAAGGAAGUGGGGCAGAAGGUGGAAAAAGCAGAAAAAGGCAAGAACGUGGAAGAGGAAGAAGGACAGGAAGGAAGCGUGGGAGAUGGAAAGCAGCGGGAAGAUGGAAAAGUGGCAAAAGAUGGAGAAGAGAAGAACGAAGUGAGGGGGAGAAAGGGGAAGGAGGGGGGAAAGCAGCGCGGUGGAACAAGGAGGAAAGAGAAGGAAGAACGCUUGAAAGGGACCCUUGUCUGCGAAAUCGUCGUCGUUGGCCUAACCUUCGCGCUUUGCAUGGCGGGCGUGCUGCCACUGCCCUGGAUUCUGGAUAUAACGGUCGACGGGGUGCAGUACAAUCUUCCGGUUGCUCCUUGGCUGGUCCUGACCAGCUUCUUCGCAUUCGUUGUUGGCCUUCUGUCCUAUCCUCACGUGCCCCAGUGCAUGGGCGUGCCGGACAUCUGCUUCUGGGACGCUGCUUGCAUCAACCAGACAGAUGUGGACGAGAAGAACCAAGGUAUCUACGCCAUUGCUGAUUUCUUGCGAGUCUCUAAAGAGCUCCGUGUCCUGUGGAGUCCGCCGUACCUGUCAAGGCUUUGGUGCGUUUUCGAGCUGGCAGCGUACCGCAAGGCCAAUCCGAAUGGCCAAGUGAGCGUCACACCAGUCUUCAUCGAAUUCACAGUGCUGAUCUGCGUGUUGUCCAAUUAUGGUGUCAGCUUUGUUUUCUUGACGAUCCGAGUUCACAGCGUGUCCGGCUUGGGCUUUCUCAUUCUGAGCCUGCUGGCUGGAACUGUCCCGAUACUUCUUGCUCUGCACUACCUGCGCUGCUUGAAAGGGGGAAUGGAAGUUUCGGAGUACCUCCUGGUGAUGGACACCGCCUUCUCGAGGCACUAUGAUAGAAGGUUUGUUGAGGAGGUCGGUGAAAUCAGGGGCGAAAUGGAACGAAGACUUCGGGGAUACCAAAGGGUUCGUGGUGAUGCGAUCAUUGCCAGGAUGGGUACCCCCACUCUCAACGAGAUUGAGGAGAUGUCUGACUGGUCUCUGCAACAAAUACGGCGCCGAUGGCUUCAUGACCACUGCCCGGUGGCAAUGGCCAACAUGGAGUUUGAAGCAACCCUGGCAGCACAUGGAUUCCAUGCUGUCACCACCUCGGCGGAGAAAUUGCAUCGCGAAUGUCAAGAACGUGACCGGCAAUCUCGGUCACGCACUCCGCACCGUCGUGGCCGUGAAACGUGGCGAGCAGAAGCACGACCUCGAGGGUUGCCGGAUCAGACGGGGGAUGUUGUGGGUCUCUUCCAGCUCCCUCCGGGCGGACAAUCACGAUGGGAACGGCUGGUGGAACAGAUGUGGAGGUGGUUUGAGGAGGAUCGGGCCAUCGGCAUGGCUAUAUGCAUGGUAAGAUCCCAAGCUGUUGCACGACGGGAACCUGACUACGAGAGUUGGGUGAUGGGUCCGAUCGCUACACUGGGGGCAGGGUUCCCUAACUCUGCGGGCUUGGACGAAUCUACCACCCCGGCAAACUUCUUCUCAUGGGCACAGGAAAUCGAGACUCAUCUUUAUGGGUACUACAUGGCCUCCAGGGAUGCUGAAGAGGAGGAACAACACGCAGGGGCCAAUGUCUCGGAGGACGCUGUCAGCAGGAUGGAGAGGGACAGGUACAGCCAUGGGCGACGCAGGGUUCGGGACUCAAGAACCCCACGGAGAUCGGGACAAACAGGCGCAGGCAGUGGAGGACGUCGACCGAGGCAGGAUGAUGCUGCUUACUCGGGAAAGGAAGCGAGGCUGAACCGCAUCAGAGAGCGGGCAGCCAGGAGAGGGGCCAGUACGGCCUCUCCUCAUGCCAGGGCUGGGGGUGAAGGGCGAUGCCACGAGCCUGCAUCUGGGUCACGGGACCCGGCACCGUCCUCCUUGACACUCAUUCCAAGACCUACCAUUGCAGGGUUCCCUGAUGUCACACAACCUAUGUCUUCUGACCAGGCUGUCAACCUGUGGCGCUACUACCUGUUCGACCGUGAACACUUCGGACCCAGACUGGAGGGGAACUCCAGGGUACCCAGCAGCUUCCUGCCGCCCAGGAUGCUCAGGGAGAUCAGCGCGCAACAUGAGGCCAUGUCAGUACAGAACCGCCUUGUCUCGACGUGUGCCUUGGUCACCAUCCUGAGAUACAUGAUGGCGGAACUCAGUCAGACCUUGGAUGUGGCUGACGCCAUUGCCCGCACCCGAGAGGCGGAUACGGACACGGUCGAGGUGCACUUGGACGAGGAGGACGAAGACCACCUCCUCAUGCAGGCAUACCUCUUAACAGACGGCAAAGGGACCAUGGAACAAAGGUGGACGAGGGCAAUUACGCGCCUGCAUAAGGAGCUCUUGGGACAGGAUGUUGCACUUCAGCGGGUACAUGUCCGGAUGCUACAGGAAGGAAUUCCGCCGCUGAUCAAUGCAGAGUCUGGCCCAUGGGUGGCACAGCUUCAGGCACUUCGUAGCUCUGGGAGCGGAGGCAGGUGGAAGGGCGACUACGGUGGAAGGGGCCGACCUUGA
Symbiodinium sp. CCMP2592 is the source of this 2715-nucleotide messenger RNA. NCBI's taxonomy places the organism in Eukaryota, Dinophyceae, Suessiales, Symbiodiniaceae. The record is from the annotation of a GenBank genome assembly.